This is a messenger RNA of Geosmithia morbida, 1506 nucleotides long. Its product is annotated as Acetyltransferase (GNAT) family. Gene Ontology annotation, molecular function: acyltransferase activity, transferring groups other than amino-acyl groups. The record is from RefSeq and is a predicted model, not a curated record. NCBI's taxonomy places the organism in Eukaryota, Fungi, Ascomycota, Sordariomycetes, Hypocreales, Bionectriaceae. Bases 1 to 1506 code for a protein of 501 amino acids. The transcript has a single exon.
AUGGAUGAAGGACAGGAUCAGAUGUCGGAAGCGGGACUGCGACCUUCAGCCGGUGUAUCGGCAACCUUGCUGUGGGACCGUCAGAACUGCGUGCCUCUAAGCCGAUGCCUGUCUGAGGAUGGCAUGAUUCUGCUCCUCACCCCCGUGGUGACACCUCCUGCAUCGACGACAGCAGCUAGCGGUGUGGCCAUCGACCCAUUUGAACCGCUCGGUCGGGCCCUGUCGCAGAGGUAUCCCAUGGUCCGCCACGUCCCUUACACCAAGAAUGGGGGCAUCACAGGAGCCCACCUAGCAUUCAUCCGGAAAGCCGACGUCAUCUUAUUCGUCGUAACCGGAUUCCCGACAGCCGGCGAGGAGACGUCGCAGCCCGACCUUGCCGACGCAGUCAACGGAGCCCGUGACCCCCAGCCGCUCAUCGUUGUGCUCUGCUGCGAUGUCGAGGUGCCCAGGAUACGAGAGUUUGACUUCCAGACAGUUGUGCAGACGAUAGGUUUUGACGUGUGCAGUCUACAGGCCAUCUCCGGCCUAUUACUCGAUGGUCAAAGCGGGAAGAGCAGCGACAGCGGCAGCGGCCGCGGUGGCUCGGGGGAACACCAGUCUACGACGACACCGACAGGGCAGCAGUGGCCCAUUCGGCCAUUCGACUACGACCUCGACCUCGAGGAGCUUCACAGCCUCUGGACGGAAAAUACCCCUCGGAAGUGGCACCUGGACAUGGCGACAUUGGGUUCGCUGCUCCGGCGAGAUGGCUACGCUAUGCACCACGUCGUGCGGGAUCCCCUGUCGGGCGGCGUGAUCGGCUUCUGCGCCACAUACGCGACUUUUGCCAACGGCAAGGGGGAGAAGCUUAUCGGGUCGAUGGCGGCGGUGAUUGUCAAGGCCGAAUUCAGGAGAAAGGGAGUCGGCCGGGCUCUCCACGAUGCGGGGCUGGGCAGCCUGACACGGAUCCGAGGCAUGCACCGCGUGCAACUGGGGACCACGUUCCCACGGCUUCUCUACGGAAUACCAGCCGACCACCCGAACCUGGCGUGGUUCCAGUCGCGCGGGUGGACUCUAGAUCAGCAAGGGCCGGGCAUGGGGCGGCCCAUGGCCGACUGGCUGCUUCGGUUCGCCGAUACACCCCCACCGAUGGAGCUGGCCUCUGCGGGCUUGAGUUUUCGGUGGUGCGAGGUCGGCGACUCGGCCAUGGUCCUCGACAUGGCGGCUCGCGAAUCGGAGAGGAAGAAUACGUUUGGCUGCUGGUACGACCAAUACGCCCGGGCACUGGACGGAGACUCGAUGGGUGACAUCGUUGUCGGCUUCGAGGGCACGACCAUGGUAGCGUCGGCCAUCACUUACAUUCCCAGCCGGGGUGGACCGAUGUCCCACGACAUACCCUGGGCGGCGUCUAUCGGCCCCGACAUUGGUGGUAUAUCGUGCAUCUGUAUAAAGGGUGAGACGCGGACCUAUCCCCUAUCCCUCUCCGCAUAUGGUAUCUACCAGACAGGCCCCCCCCCGUUUUGCUAA